AUGGCGUCUGCCUCCCGCGCCCCCGCGAAGCCCCCGCAGGUCCUGGUCCUCGACCCACCCUCCGUCCUCAAGUUCAAAGGCCCCUUCACCGCGGUAGUCACCACGCAUCUCAAAUUGUGCAACCCGUCGUCGAGGACAGUGUGCUUCAAGGUGAAGAGCACCAGGCCCCGCCGCUACUGCGUGCGGCCCACCAGCGGCGUCAUCGAGCCGGGCUGCACAGUGACGGUCGCCGCCAUGCUGCAGCCCUUCGGCCGCGACCCCAGCGGGGAGGGCACGCACAAGUUCAUGGUGCAGACAGUGUUUGCCCCCGAGGACACUUCGAAUCUGGAGGCCGUGUGGAAGGAGGCAAGGCCCGGCGAACUCAUGGAUUCGAAACUGAGGUGUGUGUUUGAAAUGCCGAGAGAAAGUGACCAACAGGAACAAGUCUUGAGAUUCAGAAAGGCCGCGCACGCCAGCAGGCCGGAGCCCACCUCCUCCACCUCCCUGAAGCCGAAUCGCACCUCGCCUUUCCCUGUUGUACUUCUCGUGAUCGGAGCAGUUUUCGUCGGAUUCUUUCUAGGGAAAUACCUCUUGUAG
Messenger RNA from Psammomys obesus (fat sand rat), 576 nucleotides. Its product is annotated as vesicle-associated membrane protein-associated protein A-like. Lineage: Eukaryota; Metazoa; Chordata; Mammalia; Rodentia; Muridae. The transcript has a single exon. The coding region runs from base 1 to 576 and encodes 191 amino acids. Gene Ontology annotation, molecular function: FFAT motif binding. The record is from RefSeq and is a predicted model, not a curated record. Gene Ontology annotation, cellular component: plasma membrane; endoplasmic reticulum membrane. Gene Ontology annotation, biological process: neuron projection development.